UUCCACUUGGCCAGCAUCACUCGGAGUCCGCAGACACUGCGCUGAUUGAACCAGCGGAGGGGAGCUCAUUUCCAGAGCGCAUGAUUGUGUUAGAAGGGUUCCUUCACUAGACUGUCUGAGGCCGAGAGAGAGAGACAGAAAGAAAAGCCAUUUUCAACCACGCCUUUAAAAGUAAAUAACCCACAAAAGAGGAAACCGGGUUAAAGGAUUCUUUUUUUCUUUGCCAAAGUAGCCUUGAUUGAGUUUGUUAGAAAGGGAAAGUGUUUUUUGGGGGGGGGGUAUAAGAGGGCCGGACUCUCGUGGGGAAACCGAUCAGCGGUAAGAUUCCGGUGCCCGCUUCUCUCCGUGCGUAAAGGUUUAAAAAAAAAAAGUUUAUCUCAUCAAGGUGCUUUUGAGAGGGUAGAAAACUCUCCAUCGCGCUCCCCGGGGAUUGCAAAGCUCACGCAGGACGCCCGCUGGAGGAGGAUAUAUAACUUUUUGUGGGAAGAUAACGAAGGCGUUUCGGUGUAACGGAGAGCCGAGGAGUCCUCUCCGCUCAACCGGGAGGAGCGCGCGCGGCAAAGCACGGCACCUCAGAAACAAGGUUAUGACGGAACUGAGCUGAACAUGGAGCUUUUCUGGAUUUUGUUAUUUUCUAGUGUACAUCCUCUCACCGGGGGCCAAGGAGUUUACGCUCCAGCCAACGCCCAGAUCGUGCACUCAGGCGAAGCGUGUAACGUCAAGGAUGAUAACAUCAGCGAGAGAAUCUACACCAUCAAAGAAGGAGACACGCUAGUUCUUCAGUGCAUUGUCAAAGGACACCCAAGACCUCAGGUACGGUGGACGAAGACGGCUGGCAGUGCAUCAGACAAGUUCCAGGAAAAACCCAUCUUCAACGAAACGCUGCGCAUCGAGUCCAUCAAGAGGAUUAAGGGGGGUCGCUACUACUGCAAGGCCGACAACGGGGUGGGGGUGGCUGCCAUCAAGUCCAUCCGCGUAGAUGUGCAGUACCUGGAUGUACCUGUUCUGACGGUGCACCAGACCAUCAGCGAUGUACGGGGAAGUUACUACCAGGAGAAGACGGUGUUCCUGCGCUGCACCGUCAACUCCAACCCUCCCGCGCGGUUCAUCUGGAAACGUGGGAACGUGCUCAUCGAACAGAGCAAGGACAAUGGAGUGGACAUCUACGAACCCCUUUACACUCAGGGUGAGACCAAGGUGUUGAAGCUAAAGAACCUGAGACCCAGAGACUUUGCCGACUACACUUGCCAGGUGUCCGUCCGUAACGUCUGUAACAUCGAGGACAAGUCGAUCACCUUCAGGCUCACAAAUGCCACAUCUCCGCCGAUCAUCCGGCUGUCGGUGAACGACACGGUGGUGGUGGAUCCCGGGCAGGACGUGCUGUUGAACUGCGAGGUGACGGCCGGUUUCCCCCCCCCUACUGUUGUGUGGUCACUUUACCCCAGAUCGCUUCCCCUCAGCGCCCAAGUUCGAGGGCCAACGCUGAUCCUGCGAGCUGUCACCCUGGACGAUGCUGGGACCUACAACUGCACGGCUGUCAACAACGUGGGAAACCCGGCACGCAAGAUCGUUAAUCUCGUCGUCAGGACAAUGAGCAACCUGACCUUCCAGAUCACACCCGACUCUAACAAGGACAGCGAGACCAUCCAGAUGGGUCGGGACCUCAAGCUGUCGUGCCACGUUGACGCCACCCCACAGGACAAGGUCAACUACACCUGGUACAAGAACGGUGCACCCGUCUUCAACUCGGAGAGCCUGAUUUUGCUGCGCAGCGACCCGGACAUGGCACCCGGCACCAGUAGCUUGGAGAUCGUGGACAUGAAGUUCAGAGACUUGGCUACAUACAGCUGUGUGGCGAACUUCCCUGGCAGCAGGGUGCCGGAGCUCCGUGUGGACGUCAACAUCUCUCAGAACAGCGUCUCCCCUCCGCUGCUGUCGGUUCCACCCGGCGGUCAGGUGGUCAGCGUGCGAGAGGGAGGUAAUGUCGAGCUGGUGUGCUUGGUGGUAGAUGGCAAACCUCGUCCACCUAUACUCUGGUCACGGGCAGAAAAGGACCUGCUGAUGCCAUCGGGGACGGCAGUGAUGGAGACGGCCGAUGGACGUUUGAGACUGAAGAACGUCAGUCGGGACAUGAUGGGGGCAUAUCGGUGCCAGACUGCUCCAUACAACGGGCUGAACAUCAAACGCAGGGAGCUACAGGUCCAACUCAACGUGCAGUUCCCUCCAAUACUGGACCCGGUCUUCCAGGAUGCGCGAUCGAGGAACUCUCAGAUGGUCACCCUGAGGUGUAACAUCUUGCGUUCGAACCCGCCCCGCCUAACAGACAUCCGUUGGUUCCGUAACGGCGACGCCAUCCGCAUGCCCAUGGCUGACCUGAAGGAGAUGCCUGAGCUGAAGUUUAAACUGGAACCUACAAACAAUGGCUCUUAUGAGUGCCGAGUCAGCAAUAACGCGGGGACGUCAACGUGCACGUUUAACGUCUCUGCACAACCUUACAACGCUGAGUUCUACUUCGACACACCGAAUCCAGUGCGAAUUCUAAAAGGAAACAACUAUUCCUACAACCUGCAGUGGACACAGAAAGAUCCCGAGGCUACGGAUCGCAUCAUAGGCUACUGGAUUAAUGUCCGCAAGAACAAGCAGAAUGUGCUCUGGAAGCAGAUAGACCUCAAGGGCAAGGAGCCAGAGCCGGGUGUGCUGAUAUCUCACACCAUAUCAGACCUGAAAAUCCCUCUGUCGUACGAGGUCAGGCUUUCCCCCAUCACCACCUACAGCACUGGAGACUUCGUCAGCCGCAUCAUACAGUACUCUGAACCCUACACCUACCCAAGGCCUUCAGACCAUGUGUGUGGUUUUGAGAACGAAAGGAUUUGUGGUUUCUCUCAAGACCGAAGUGAUAUCUUUGAUUGGACGAGACAGAACCAUCUGACACGGAAUCCCAAGCGAUCUGCAAACACGGGCCCCGACACCGACCGCAGUGGAAGCAAGGAAGGGUACUACAUGUACAUCGAAACGUCAUUUCCACGUCUUCAGGGGGACAAGGCCCGUCUGCUUUCUCCACUUUUUAAUGUGAGCUCAGUCAGGGGCCCCAAGGGCUCCGGCAGAGUCCCAUACUGUGUCUCUUUCUACUACCACAUGAAGGGAAAACAUAUUGGCACUCUCAACGUUCUUCUGAGGGUGAGAAGCAUUGCCUCUGUGGAUUCGGUGGUGUGGAUGAAGUCUGGUCAUCAGGGCCCCGAGUGGAGGAAAGCGUUCUUCGACAUCAGCCCCAGCGGACCCUUCCAGAUCGUGUUUGAAGGAAUUCGAGGCCCGAGUUUCGAGGGAGAUAUUGCCAUUGACGACGUGUCCAUCACCAUGGGGAAGUGCAAGCAGGAAAACACUGUAGCCAGCGCAGGUAAGACAGUUCUGAUAGGUAGAUCACACACGCUCCCAGUGGCCAGCCGGCUGACCUUUGGCCUCUCCUGCAUCCUGCUGCUGCUCUACAGAUGAUGAGUGUUUACCUGCAACUCUGCGUGUCUGUGGUGACAGACGCUGCCCUGACUAGCGCACUUACACUUCUCUCUUUCCUCCUGUCAUUACCUCUACUUACCCGUCUCAGUGUCCAUCCUCCUCAACGCGUUUCUGUCUCUGCAUUGAUUUCACUUGCUGAGAUAAGUGGUAACUCAAAGUCCUGUUUUCAAUCCUCUGCUUUCUUUUAACCCCCCCCCCCUUCCUCCCCCACCCCAGACACUGACUGUGCAUACUCUAUUUAAGGUAUACAGACGUAGUGACCUUUGAUCGUUGUACUUCACACUCCUCCCCACUGUCACGCUAUUUAUUCAUUUGAGCCAUUAACUGGACCCACGUCGGCGUGACACUUUGCGACCGUCUCCUCUCCUUCAUCAACCUCUAUCAAUACUUACACGUAUCUCCAUUCCCUCAACCCACAAUCCCCAACGGCCCGUAUCGCCCUGCUCCCCAGACACACCAAAGUGUCAGACACUCAACCAAAGAUGACAAAGGACCCGAGGGAUAUAACGAGGAAACAAGGAUUCCAAGAAGAGAGCAAAGGAGAGAGAGAAAGUGGAUGAAAUCUUACUUUUUACACAGAGGCCGUCUCCAUUCCGUCCCAACCUUUGGGGCCGUGGGAGCAACUAAGAGACACACGAAGAAGGACUGUUGAAUAAAUUAAUGAAUAAACAAAUGAAUGCUGAGUGAAGGACAAAGCAGAAACAGAAAAAAAUGAAGUGUGCUUCUGGCUUCUACUUGCCACAAGAGACAAACCUCAGUGCGGAAAAUACGUGUACAUUUAUCUCUAUAUAUAUUAAAUAUAACAAAGUUUAAACUAAAACACAACUAGGACAGUUGAGGACUUUACAAAGUGAAAUUCAAGAAGCACAACGUUUAUACAACCUCUGCUGUUCCUUUUGGUUUUAUUCUACUUAUUAUGUGAUGUUGCAGUUUGUCAGACCUAUUCAAUGUUUUUGAUAUUUUACUUUCUUGUUUUGUUUAAGGGUCCAUGGCAAUGGGUAAUAAAGUAUUAUAUUAAUAUUUCUAAGGAGAAUAGAAGAUGAUUUUUGAUCCAGAACCUGAAAGAGAGAGAGAGAGGCAAGGAUGACCUGAGCCACCUGGAUAGAAAUCUCAACUUUUCCUCGCACAUACUGAAGACACACACACAGUUUUCCUUGCUGACAUCACAGGCCGGCCCUGAGUCUCUUCCCCACAUACAUGUCUUGACUGUGAAUUACACAUUUAUAAGGAAAACCAUGGAUGGUAGACGCAACUUUAACAUUUCUGCUCACAUGCCCCAAACCUCUUAUCACUGGACAUCACGGUUGAUUGACCCCAACAGAAUAGCUGGACAUAUCUCUAAUGAAGAGAAACGUAUGAUGUUCAUUUGAAUACUCUGCAGGUGAUUCAAUGUUGUGUAUGAAUUUCCCGUACACUUCUUUCACAAGAGUGAAGCAUGGAAAAUAUUGUCAGUGUCUGGCUGGUGUGCAAAGUGGAUUGCAUAUUAGAUUCUCUGCCAUAUUUUAGUUUAGUGUUAAUGUCUUUAAUGUUUCACAGUUUUUCCAUAACCAUAAAGAUUUGAUUGUUAAAGUUAAGCAAUACUCAAUCAAUACAUCCUAUUGCUUCAAAGAUGGCAGUUCAUUCUGCAGAAACACCAUCUUGUCUAAAACGCAUCGUAAUGGGGACUUCUCAUCAUUUGUAGUUUCCUUUUGUUAUAAUAGUAACUAAAGCUGAAGGUAUUUCAGUCGUUCGGGGGGAGGGGGUAGAAAGCAUGUUUGCAUUUGGCUGCUUCAUGCUUCAACUUAUCUCUAGAAUUCCCAGUCACUCGGCUACAAUAACUUGUGUAUAGUAAAAUGCUUCAUUACCAUAUGCAUUACAUGCAAAUCAUGUCGACACAUAAUGUACUUUUGUCUGUCAAUUGAAAUUUGCACUUAUUUCAUUUUUUAAUUUCCGUCAGUGCAAAUUGCAUUGUUGAUUUCUUAAUCGUGAAUAGUAAAUAACACACAGAAAUAUUGUGCUUUCUUGACAUGCCCAGUCAGCUGUUACUACUGUAUGUGUAGAACAUCAUCAGCAGUGUAAGGCAUGCUUGACAAACCACAGUGUAGGAAACAGAUAAGGAAGUCAUUGAAAAUCUUCUGAAGGAAAACUCUCCCUAUUCCUGUAUCACUGUUCUAUCUCUGUCAUUAUACAUUUACUUUGGCAAGAUGAGUAAACCUGAUGGCAGGUUUUAUUUGAAUGAUACAAUAUAUUUUAGAAAUGUUUGCAAUCUGAGUAAUAUGCUUUCCUGUAAUGUAGCUUGGUCAAUCUGCGAUCAUAUUAUAGUAAUAAUAAUAAUAAAGCUAAGCUGAACAUAUUUUAAACAUUCUAUAAUACCUUCAAAAUGUUUCUGUCAUCAUCUAAAAAGACAACUUAACAAAAAGUGUUUUAACCAUUCAUUGUAACGACCACAAUUCCACUUGCAUAUUUGACCAAGGGAAUUGGCCAUAUGUGGUAUUUAUCAGCUUACGUUGUACAGUAUCAUAAGCUUUACUCAGCUCUAAAGCAGCGAACUGUAGGGUCAUUGUGUUACACAUGUCAUAAUAAAUACAUUUCAGAAAUAUCAUUAAGAAAUGUUGUGUAAGGCAUUUCAUUGUGCUUAUUGUCAAACCAUCGCUCAUACUGGCCCAUAUUGUAAUGUCUAGAAACAGAGGAAACGGCACCAUUAUCAUCAUUGCACUUGGACACAUGACCACUGAAUCAACAGAAUACUGUUGACGUCUUAAGAUGCAUUAUCUGUCACCUUUGUUCUAUUUCCCAAAAUGACACAGAAAAUCCCAUUGGUUGUGUUUUGCUGUUGUAUGACGAUGUAUAACUCAAGUUCACAUUGACAGAAAAUCUGAAUAUCACAGCAUGCCACAUUCAACAACCCAUGGCUGAGCUUUCCAUCCAUCAUUGUGUUGACCGUUUAAGCAUCGCAUUGUCAUUUUUUACCAAAAUUAAAGUAUGUGGCAAUAUGGUACAGUGCGUAAGUAACUGUCACUCUAUCCAAUGACUUUACAAAAAUGUAUUCAGAAUGUUCCUCGAAAACUGGCUCAUUAUGGUCAACUGGUUCAUGAUUAGCUUUGGGUCCCAGUAUUACCGUCCAUACGGAGUACUCAAGAGAACGUACAUCAAACAAUUGCAAUAUUUUAGACAUGGUUUAGGUAAUUGCCUUUUUAAAAUAGUAAUCAAACCACAACACUUAAUUUUUGCUGGAACGCGCAGAAGGGUGAAGUGUCCAUUACUCUUCCGUGGUCCAAUCUCAUGCUGAAGAGAAUUAAAUUAAAGGCUUUUGUCAACAAUAACAACUUUUUUCUUAAGGGACUUACGUUAUGGAUUUGAAAUAAAAAAAGAAAAUUUAAUUUAAUUAAAUGAUGGCGAUGAAUGCAAACCAAAGACUAGACAACUAGCCAAAAGUUCACCACAUGAUUUAGUCAUAAAAGGACCUAAACUGUUGGACGUAAUUUUAUCAGGCCAGUUUAUAUUUACCUAGUGUAAAGAUUUGUCUAUUCCAGAAUGUUACAUUCCGUCCUUUGUAUUUCAGUUGCAAUGUUUUCAUGUAGAAUAAGUUAGCAAAAUGCCAUGGCCCUGUGCAGAGGGCUCUAAAAGCACACACUGUAGUUUGGGUAUCUUUUUAUGUACAUUAGAUGUAAGCAACGUUGUAUCAGCAACAUGCUAAUUCAUCUGUUUACUUCACUUCACUUCACUUCACUUUGGAACUGCUCAUGUUAAAAUACCGGCUCAUUGUCAUGCCAGUUUGUAGGAUAGUCUCUGAAAUUCAAUAUAUUGUUUUUGAGUAAAUGGAGACAAAAUGUCCCUUUUUUUUCCUUGCGGCUUAGCGCAACUAUAAUUCACCAUCAAUUUGGAUCAUAGAAAUUCAACGCAUCCACGUGACUAUGCAACAGUCAGAGUGAGUGAGAUUCAAUUAUUUAUCAAGAAAGACCCCUUACGUUGAGCCGGAGUGAUAGUGGAUGGUGUCCAAGAAAACACAGAACAACAUCGACGCGGCUGGUGUUCAACGCUGUUUGUCCCAAAGUGUUGUUGUGAAUUAACGCUUUUGCGAUGUUUUUCCUGAAACCAUUUAGUGUUUUUGUUGUGUAAACCAUUAAAAUACAUUUUGAGACUA
This is a messenger RNA of Gasterosteus aculeatus aculeatus (three-spined stickleback), 7633 nucleotides long. RefSeq names its product MAM domain containing glycosylphosphatidylinositol anchor 1 (gene mdga1). Gene Ontology annotation, molecular function: axon guidance receptor activity; protein binding. The record is from RefSeq and is a predicted model, not a curated record. Gene Ontology annotation, cellular component: neuronal cell body; plasma membrane; axon. NCBI's taxonomy places the organism in Eukaryota, Metazoa, Chordata, Actinopteri, Perciformes, Gasterosteidae. Gene Ontology annotation, biological process: homophilic cell-cell adhesion; synapse organization.